Messenger RNA from Exaiptasia diaphana, 791 nucleotides. Its product is annotated as tripartite motif-containing protein 45-like. The coding region runs from base 69 to 791 and encodes 240 amino acids. The record is from RefSeq and is a predicted model, not a curated record. The transcript is spliced from 4 exons. Gene Ontology annotation, biological process: positive regulation of DNA-templated transcription. Gene Ontology annotation, cellular component: chromatin; nucleoplasm. Gene Ontology annotation, molecular function: ubiquitin-protein transferase activity; zinc ion binding. NCBI's taxonomy places the organism in Eukaryota, Metazoa, Cnidaria, Anthozoa, Actiniaria, Aiptasiidae.
ACACCAGCACAUCAUAUAAACGGGGUGAAGAAAGAGGAAGUGUUCGUCGUACAAGAUACAAUUACAAUAUGGCAGCAAAGAUGUUGUUAAGUCUUGAGGAUCAAGUCACAUGUCCAAUUUGUUUGCAGCAGUAUCAGGACCCUCGCAUCCUUCCCUGUCUGCACACAUACUGUAAACAUUGCCUUGAAGUCUUGCUGAAUAAAGGACCGAGACAGUUUUCCAUAGAGUGUCCAGAGUGCAGGGAGGUUGUAAAGAUUGAUGAUGUAAAUUCUCUUAAAGUCAACAUUUGGGUCAACAAAAACCUAACAACCCUUGAAUUGAGGAAUGAUACAAAGCAAACUGGUAUCAUAUGUGACAACUGUAAAAGCAAGCUAUCAGCCGAAGCUAGAUGUAUGGAUUGUGAAAAGUUCUUUUGUGAGAUUUGCUUGGCGGCGCAUGAGCGCAUUUCAAUUCUGACUGAAGAGCACCAAGUUGUGACAUUAAAAGAAAUAAAGGAAAAGGGCAUUCCCAUCAGAAACAAACCACCACUAUGUGAAAAGCACAAAGGAGAAGCAAAGAAACUCUUUUGCAAGACGUGCGAAGGCCUGAUUUGUCGUGAUUGUAUUAUCAUCGACCACAAAGAACACGACUAUAGCUUCGUUGAUGACAUCGUUGAGGAAUGUAAAGAAACAAUUAGAGGAGUGAUUGAAAAAACGAAUGGAAUGAUUGCCAAGAGUGAAGUUUAUAUAGCUGAGGUAAUAUGUAUGCGAAAUAAACUAAAGACAAAGGAAAAAGUCCUCUCCAGUUACUAG